Silurus meridionalis is the source of this 2227-nucleotide messenger RNA. RefSeq names its product family with sequence similarity 151 member A (gene fam151a). NCBI's taxonomy places the organism in Eukaryota, Metazoa, Chordata, Actinopteri, Siluriformes, Siluridae. The coding region runs from base 23 to 1798 and encodes 591 amino acids. The transcript has 8 exons. The record is from RefSeq and is a predicted model, not a curated record.
CUCAGGAGACGGAACUACAAGGAUGGACGAGAGAAGGAAGAAUGGUAACGAAAGACGACAAGACGAGAUAGAAGAUGAAGAAAAAAUACCGAAGACCAUACUGGGGAUUUGUACCAGACAGCAGUUCAAUAUGUUGUGUGUGGCUGUUGGGCUCGUUGUGCUGCUGAUCAUCAUAACAGUAACUUCCGUGGUCCUCACCAUGAACUCGGGUUCAGGACCAUUAGAGACCAUGGUCCCAUCCCCUACAGAUGGAGACAUGCUGGAAUUUCUUCUUCAAAAUGAGGAGAUUGAAGAGAAAGACGGACUUUACGCUACUUGGUAUCACGCUGCCAACAGCAAAGCCGAAACCAAAAAAGCCCUGGAGAGUGACGUUAUGAUUCUGGAGGCUGACGUCAAUGUUCAAGGUCAUAACACGGUCAACGAGACCAACAUUCCCAUCAUGGCCCAUCCGCCAGAUGUCUACAGUGAUAACACUUUGGAAGAGUGGCUCGAUGCGGUUAUUAAAUCUAAGAAAGGAAUAAAACUGGAUUUUAAAAGUCUUCAAGCGGUGGAGCAUUCACUUGAUCUUCUCAGGCUCAAGAAUCAAACGGGAAUCAACCGUCCCGUAUGGUUGAACGCCGAUAUCCUUCACGGUCCGAACGUUCCAACUUUCUGGCCCGUGGUCAAUGGUACUCGAUUCUUAGAACUUAUCCAGACAAAGUUCCCAGAUGUAACCAUCUCACCAGGCUGGAAGGUUCUUUACCUGCCCAUCUUCCCCAAUGUCACGUACACGCAGUCUAUGGUGACGAAGAUGUACGACUCCGUCAAACACCUUCCUCAAAGAAUCACGUUUCCUGUUCUGGCAGUUAUGGUAAAGAAUGGAUGGCCUCACCUAAGCUGGCUUCUCAGCCAGUCCUCCAGGUUCAGUUUGACCUUGUGGCAAGGUGAGGAGAACCCCACCGUCAAUGACCUGCUCUUCAUUAGAGACAACAGCAACCCUCAGCGCAUCUACUACGACAUCUACGAGCCGGUGCUGUCCCAGUUUAAAGAAGCUGCAAAGCAGAGGAACAGACCAAGAAGGUUCUACACAGGUGGAGACAUAGUGGAUUAUUUCAAGCCUGCAAACGGUGAAGGACUUAACAUCCUGUGGGAGGAGGUGCAUGACCGUGCUUCUCUUCUAGCUUUACUCAAAGAAAACCCAAGUGGAAUGCUGGUGAUUCCUGUAACAUCUGGAACAGGAGAUUUGAUAACUCCAGUUGUUGAAGGCUCACUGCCAGAGCUGCCUCUUCAGGAUUGUCUAGAUUUAAUCCUCACUUCAAAGAACCCAUGGGGCAUCUACAUCAGGGUGAAGUCUCCGAUGCAUCUAGCUACGUCACUUCAUCUGCUUCGACAGGUGUACGCUGGAGACCUUCUCCACCAUCCAGUCUGGAUCAACAUGGACGUCGCACAUGGAGUUUUCAAUGUCGAGGGCUACAUCUCAGGCCUGGAGUACGUGAGGACCAUUAACGAGAUUUUUCCAUACGUCACCAUGGCUCCUAGCUGGCCUCGGGAGGUUCUGGAUCAGGGUUACACACCGCACGUGGUCGAGGACAUGAUGGAUCUCUUUCAAGAGGUUUGGCAGGAUGUCUCCUUGCAGCUGUUGGAUAUCUACCUAGAGAGAUCGGAGGCUGGAAUUAGGAUUCUUCGACAAAACCAGGCACGGUUUUCUCUCAUGGUGGAAGACAGGACCAGGAAUGGAGGACUCGCGAUGGGGAGGUCGAUGUUUUACCUUCGUAACAGGACCUUUUACAAUCGUCCCACUGAAUUUACAGAGGUUUAAAUCGAGUAUAAAUACAAGCAUGUAAAAUAAAGACGUUUUCUGUAAUGAAACAAUUGGACGCAAAUUUACUUCAACUGCAUCCUUUAUCUUUAUUAUCAUGAUGUUCUUAGAUGUUAAUUCACAUAUACACCAAAACUACUGACCGGCAUCUAACAGGACAACAAAAACAACUGAUCCAUCUUAGUACAAUAUAGAACAUUAUCCUGAGGGAGAAGUUCCAACCAAUCAGAUGCUAGAAUUUUUUCUGGCCAUUAUAAUCAACAAAUCACAGCUUCAUAAGAAAUCGUAUUUUAGUAUUUUGUGCUUUUAUAUAUUUCCACUACAUGACUAAAGGUUUGUGGACACCUGACCAUACGGUGUUGAACAUUCCAUUCCACAUUUAGUGUCCAUUUGCUGUUAUUAUGAACUCCACUCUUCUGGGAAGAUGUU